This is a messenger RNA of Hyaloscypha bicolor E, 1677 nucleotides long. RefSeq lists its product as uncharacterized. The record is from RefSeq and is a predicted model, not a curated record. Bases 373 to 1611 code for a protein of 412 amino acids. Gene Ontology annotation, molecular function: metal ion transmembrane transporter activity. Gene Ontology annotation, cellular component: membrane. The transcript is spliced from 7 exons. Lineage: Eukaryota; Fungi; Ascomycota; Leotiomycetes; Helotiales; Hyaloscyphaceae. Gene Ontology annotation, biological process: metal ion transport; transmembrane transport.
CUCCUGCAAGUCGCUAUCUGCAAUACAGCGUCAUCCCUGGACAAAUAAGUUGCACUACUGAGCUUAUGCAGCAAGAAGCUAAUAUAUCCCCCGCACAAGGGAUGGCCGAUAGCACGCGUGACUGAUUGUUGCGCAGAAGGUUUGUCUCUCCUACUGAGCAAGCCUCACUUCACAAAUGAUCGCUGCGUCACACAUAAAUGCCAGCUUCCGACCCCGAGUGUUAGCAACAAUUCCUACUUUCUUAGUGUCCGUUAGGCAGAGGAAUGACGUGAAACUAUUCUUGGCUCCUCGUUGAUUUGAUACAUCCGACACCGUUGAGGCCAUUUCAGCAACGAAAUUAAUCUCAGAAAGUCCUUGCCCCAGAAGCUCGCCAUGGCCGUUAGACCGGCUACUGCAACAAAAGCUCCUGCAAAAGUACUGGCCUAUGACGCGGCCACAAAGACCUGGAAGUCCAGCGAACGUGAUCUUCUCGAGGGAACCCCUCCGGAAGUGUGGUGCUAUAUUUUUCUGGAAGAUGCGGAUUGGUUCGGCAGCAAAAAGUGCUUAAAAGAAGAUCGCCUCAAGAUUCUGAAGCCAUUUGGCUCCCCAGACUUGCUCAGUGACAACCUGUGUGUCCUGCUGAACGGCUAUUUCGGCAGCAACAGCUCGCUAAGCUCCGACGGAAAGCUUGAACAUCUCAGUACCUGGUUUCGAUGGCUCACCAAGAAAGUCUUGACGGAUAAGGAGAUAAAGGAAAAGUCUGACAAGAUAAAGGCAAACACGCAAGUACCCACAGGCACAUACUUUCCAUGGCACAAAAAGAAAGACUCGGCGCCUAAGGAGAACGACGUAAAGGGUUAUGAGUGGUAUGAGAUGGGUUUCUUUACGAGCUGGAGUUAUCCGGAGUCCAAGGUGCUGUGCAUCGGCACCCCGAAAGAGGUUCGUGAACAGCUCACAGAAGUUCUCGAAGCAUCGCCCGAGCUUCAGCUCCGAGACCCUUUUGCCUUGCUUCGCCCCCUAUUUGAUGAGGUGAUAAAGGCCUGUGACCUGUAUACCUGGCGAGCGACAAACGCUGUGCGCGACAUAGAGAAGGAAAGGUACAACAAGAAGCCGGGGUUUGGAGACCUGCAGGAGUUAUACAGGCACGUUGUUCACCUUGUGGAAGUUGAGGAAGUCGCCAUCGACACACUAGCAAGCUUGGCCAGGAGGCAGGAAACGAAUUUCAGACUGUCCACGGAACUCAGCCAGAAAUAUCAGAUCCAGGCGCAGGAGUAUUUGUCGUUUCAGAUCCAGCUGAUGAGUAGCAUGAAGGCGCGAGCAGUGGCCGCUGAGCGUCGACUUGAAUCAGAAAUCACUCUGGCACACAACAUGCUGGCCAGCUCGGAUAAUUCAAUCAUGAAAUCGAUCACCCUCCUGACAAUGAUCUUCCUGCCAGCUACUUUCAUAUCGGUAUUGUUCAACACUGCCUUCUUUAGCUUCGACAAGGACGGGUGGACCAUUUCAAGUAAGUUCUGGUUAUAUUGGGCCGUUGUGGUUCCUGUGACGGUGGUGGUGCUCGCAGUUUGGUGGUAUUGGGGAGGAUCGUACAGGAAAAUCCGAAGUCGUAUUCUACACAAUAACUCAAUGGUCUAGGGGGUAUACACCGACAGGUCGAGAGUCAUAUUGAUGAUGCUAGUCUAAAAACCCUUUCCUUCUUCG